CGGGGCCCGUUGUCUGUGUGGGGCUGAGGAGCCCCGGGGGCGACAGGGGCUCCCGGCGGGGGCGGCGGUGGGUCGGGAGGGCCUGGACAUGGCGCUGAGGGGCCGCCCCGCGGGAAGAUGAAUAAGGGCUGGCUGGAGCUAGAGAGCGACCCGGGCCUCUUCACCCUCCUGGUGGAAGAUUUCGGUGUCAAAGGAGUGCAGGUAGAGGAGAUCUAUGACCUUCAGAGCAAAUGUCAGGGCCCCGUAUAUGGGUUCAUCUUCCUGUUCAAAUGGAUCGAAGAGCGCCGGUCCCGCCGCAAGGUCUCUACUUUGGUGGAUGAUACGUCUGUGAUUGACGACGAAAUUGUGAAUAACAUGUUCUUUGCUCACCAGCUGAUCCCCAACUCUUGUGCUACUCAUGCUCUGCUGAGUGUGCUCCUGAACUGCAGCAAUGUGGACCUGGGGCCCACCCUGAGUCGCAUGAAGGACUUCACCAAAGGCUUCAGCCCUGAGAGCAAAGGAUAUGCAAUUGGCAAUGCCCCGGAGUUGGCCAAGGCACAUAAUAGCCAUGCCAGGCCUGAGCCACGCCACCUCCCUGAGAAGCAGAACGGCCUUAGUGCGGUGCGGACCAUGGAGGCGUUCCACUUUGUCAGCUAUGUGCCGAUCACAGGUCGGCUCUUUGAGCUGGACGGGCUGAAGGUCUACCCCAUUGACCAUGGGCCCUGGGGGGAGGAUGAGGAGUGGACAGACAAGGCCCGGCGGGUCAUCAUGGAGCGGAUUGGCCUCGCCACUGCAGGGGAGCCCUACCAUGACAUCCGCUUCAACCUGAUGGCGGUGGUGCCUGAUCGCAGGAUCAAAUAUGAGGCCAGGCUUCAUGUUCUGAAGGUGAACCGUCAAACAGUGCUGGAGGCCCUGCAGCAGCUGAUUAGGGUAACACAGCCAGAGCUGAUUCAGACCCAUAAGUCUCAGGAGUCUCAGCUGCCUGAGGAGUCCAAGCCAGCCAGCAGCAAGUCCCCCCCAGUGCUGGAGGCAAGCAGGGCCCCAGCGGCCUCCGAGGGUACCCACACAGAUGGUGCAGAGGAGGUGGCUGGUUCCUGCCCACCUGCCCCGACCCACAGCCCUCCCAGCAAACCCAAGCUGGUGGUGAAGCCUCCAGGAAGCAACCUCAAUGGGGUUCCCCCCAACCCUACCCCCAUCGUCCAGCGGCUGCCAGCCUUUCUGGACAAUCACAACUAUGCCAAGUCCCCCAUGCAGGAAGAGGAAGACCUGGCAGCAGGCGUAGGCCGCAGCAGAGUCCCAGUCCGGCCGCCCCAGCAGUACUCAGAUGAUGAGGAUGACUAUGAGGAUGAUGAGGAGGAUGACAUGCAGAAUGCCAGCUCCGCCAUUAGAUACAAGCGGAAGGGACCAGGGAAGCCAGGGCCCUUGAGUGGCUCCGCGGAUGGGCAACUGUCAGUGCUGCAGCCCAACACUAUCAAUGUCCUGGCUGAGAAGCUCAAAGAGUCCCAAAAAGACCUUUCGAUCCCUCUGUCUAUCAAGACGAGCAGCGGGGCUGGCAGUCCGGCCGUGGCAGUGGCCACGCACUCGCAGCCCUCGCCCACGCCCAGCAAUGAGAGCACGGACACAGCCUCCGAGAUCGGCAGUGCCUUCAACUCGCCCCUGCGCUCGCCCAUCCGCUCGGCCAACCCGACGCGGCCUUCCAGCCCUGUCACCUCCCACAUCUCCAAGGUGCUUUUUGGCGAGGAUGACAGCCUGUUGCGUGUUGACUGCAUACGCUACAACCGUGCUGUACGUGACCUGGGUCCUGUCAUCAGCACAGGCCUGCUGCACCUGGCUGAGGACGGUGUGCUGAGCCCCCUGGCACUGACAGAAGGUGGGAAGGGCUCCUCACCCUCCAUCAGACUGAGCCAAAGCAGUCAGGGGUCCAGCAGCCCAGAGGAGAAGGAGGUGGCGGAAGCAGCAGACAGCAGAGAGAAGACUGGGCUGGUCAGGCCCGGUGAGCCCUUAAGUGGGGAGAAGUACUCACCCAAGGAGUUGCUGGCACUGCUGAAGUGUGUGGAGGCUGAGAUUGCAAACUAUGAGGCCUGCCUCAAGGAAGAAGUGGAAAAGAGGAAGAAAUUCAAGAUUGAUGACCAGAGAAGGACCCACAACUAUGAUGAGUUCAUCUGCACCUUCAUCUCCAUGCUGGCUCAGGAAGGCAUGCUGGCCAACCUGGUGGAGCAGAACAUCUCAGUGCGGCGACGCCAAGGGGUCAGCAUUGGCCGGCUCCACAAGCAGAGGAAGCCUGACAGGCGGAAACGCUCACGCCCCUACAAGGCCAAGCGCCAGUGAGGACCGCUGGCCCUGACUCUGCAGCCUGCUCUUGCCGCGUGGCCCUCACUAGGGCCCCUUCCUUGCCCCACUUCCCUUCUCCCAGUAUUACUACAUAGUUCCAAGCAGAGAGCCCAGGCCCUGGGAACGGGAGCUAGGCCAGGAUUCUUGGUGUUGUGCCCUAGGGCCUGGCAGGGCAGGGCAGCCCCAUAGUGCUCAGGAAGCAGCAGCUGGCGCUGGGGCUGCGAGAUGUUGCGGCUUCCUCCACAGCCGGCUGUGGAGUGGCAGAUCCUGGCCCUCCCGCCUUGGGCAGCAGAAUAUAUAUUUUAUCUAUCA
Loxodonta africana (African savanna elephant) is the source of this 2622-nucleotide messenger RNA. It is a transcript of the gene BAP1, whose product is annotated as BRCA1 associated protein 1. Gene Ontology annotation, cellular component: cytoplasm. Lineage: Eukaryota; Metazoa; Chordata; Mammalia; Proboscidea; Elephantidae. Bases 118 to 2307 code for a protein of 729 amino acids. Gene Ontology annotation, molecular function: cysteine-type deubiquitinase activity. The transcript has 17 exons. The record is from RefSeq and is a predicted model, not a curated record. Gene Ontology annotation, biological process: protein deubiquitination; ubiquitin-dependent protein catabolic process.